Messenger RNA from Lachancea meyersii CBS 8951, 1062 nucleotides. The record is from the annotation of a GenBank genome assembly. NCBI's taxonomy places the organism in Eukaryota, Fungi, Ascomycota, Saccharomycetes, Saccharomycetales, Saccharomycetaceae.
AUGUGUGCCAGGAGGCUGAAUUACGCGGGCGGCGACAACUUGCCACUUUAUGCCACGCCAGAAGAAGCCAUGAAAGCGGGUCAAAGACGAGAUGAGGAGGAGAGAAGAAGGCGUGCUAGAAAAUACGAAUAUCUGCCGCCAGUUCAAAAUUCUAGACAGAGCUCGGCUCCCCCGAUGGCGAUACCGGUACAGCGUCCGAUGAACCCUUCAUUCAACGGCAUGCCUGUAACUCAGUCAAUGCCUCAGAUACCGCCAGUUCGAUACUCUACGACUCCACAGCAUUCUCAGCAGCUUCAACAACAACAGCUUCAACAACAACAGCAGCAACAACAACACAACUCCAGUAUGAUGCGAUACCAUUCCAUGCCACAGCCCGUGACCCGUGCUUCAAGGCCCCGACCGGUGCCCGCUGCGCCAGCACAUACGCCCAAAUCGCCGCCAGCGAUUCCUCCAGCACGGUCACGAACAUCUUUGGAUGAGACCGGUGGCAAUGCAAAUGGCGGGGAUUCGCAGCAGGACUCAAUAGAUGCGCAGAUCGCGACUCAACUGUUCCACAACCACGAUGUCAAACAGCGAGGCCGACUCACCGCGGAAGAGCUCCAGAAUCUACUCCAAAACGACGAUAAUACACAUUUUUGCAUCUCUUCCGUCGACGCACUCAUCAAUCUUUUUGGUGCCUCGAGAUUCGGCACCGUGAACCUCAGUGAGUUUGUGUCUCUUUACAAGCGUGUCAAAAAGUGGCGUAAGAUCUAUGUGGACAACGAUAUUAACGGCAGUUUUACGAUAACCGCCAGCGAGUUCCACAACAGUUUACAAGAACUGGGCUAUCUCGUGCCCUUUGACGUUAGUGAAAACCUCUUCGAUCAAUACGCAGAGUUCAUUGAUCCCUCCAAAAACGGCAAAGAGCUCAAAUUCGACCGUUUUGUAGAAACGCUGGUGUGGCUAAUGCGUCUCACCAAGAUGUUUCGAAAAUUCGACAACAACCAAGAGGGCGUCGCUACGGUGCCCUACAAGGAUUUUAUUGACUUGACGCUAUAUUUGGGCCGCUUUCUACCUCAUUAA